UUAGAAAUCCUUAGGUCACUGGUUCGAAUCCGGUAGGUCGGAUUUUUUUUCUUUAGAAAUUAAAUUUUGGUUAUAGCUAUAGCCGUUAUAACACUUGAUUUCAUUCUUCAUAGAAUCAUUACUCAUUUCAAUUCAAUGGCUUUUCGCUCCUUCUUCCUCUCAUUUCCUUCCAAAAUCACAAACUCCAAAACCCUAAUAAACCCUAACCACAAGUUCACUCUCCAAUUUUCAACCUCUUUUUUAGUCACAAAAACCCCAAAAAAGCUCAAGAAAAAACACAAACCCAAAUCAAGCCCCCGAACCAACCCAAUCCAAACCCAACCAAAUCGCAUAAUCGAAUUCGAACGAAUCGUACAACGAGAUGUUCUCAUGAGAUUCGUAACAAGAUCAAAACAGUAUCUCUCCAAUCAACCGGAACACGUUCUUCAGCUUGACGACGCCGGGAAACUCCACCGCGAACUCGGUUUCCCGCGCGGCCGGAAAGUUUCCAGAUCCAUUCUGCAACAUCCGCUGCUCUUUCAAACCUACCGCCACACUAAUGGAAAAAUGUGGCUUGGAUUCACCGAUCUCAUGGAAGAACUCCUCGCGGAAGAACAUUCUGUUAUGGAAUCAAUGGAACUUGAUCGUGUUGAUAAGGUUCGUAAGCUUCUCAUGCUGUCAGCGAAUCACCGUAUUCCACUUAGUAAAAUUCAUCAUUGUAGAAACCUAUUUGGUAUACCUGAUAAUUUUCGUGACCGGGUUGUGAAAUACCCUAAUUAUUUCCGGGUGGCGGUAGAUAACAACAAUGACGGAAAGCAUGUUCUUGAGUUGGUUAAUUGGGACCCGCUUUUGGCUGUGAGUGCGCUCGAAAGAGAGUUUAUGGUUAAUGAAGAAGCUGCUAAGAGGAAAUUUCAUUUUCCGGUGAAGCAUGGGAAGGAUUUGGAUUUGGAAUUGGAUGAUAAGAGGAAGCUGAAUUUGUUAAACGUGCUUCCGUUGGUGUCUCCUUAUUCAGAUGGGUCGAAAUUGGAUGUGUGGACUUUGGAAGCUGAGAAAUAUAGGGUUGGAUUGAUUCAUGAGUUUUUGAAUUUGACAUUGGAGAAGAGAGCUUCUAUUCAUCACCUUGUUGAGUUUAAAGAGGAGUUUAGUUUGACUAAGCAUACUUAUCAUAUGCUGCUUAAGCAGCCAAGGGCGUUUUAUUUAGCUGGAACUGAGAUGAAUUGGGUUGUGUUUUUGAAAGAUGGUUAUGAUAGAAAUGGUGUUUUGAUUCAUAAGGAUCCUCAGGUGGUGUUCAAUGAGAAGCUUUAUAAGUAUGCUCAGAUACAGGAAACGGAACCUGGUUCUGAUGUUGGAUUGGAAAGUCAACCUAUCACUUGAAACUUUUUCAACAAUUGAAUCUGAACUACUUAAAAAGGGAUUUUAAAUUAAGAAAAGAAACAUCGAUGGGAGCACUUAGUGAAGUAACUUUGUUAUAUUGAGAUGAAAUACUUCAUUUUUUAUGGAAGUGAUGGGCUUAGCAGAUUCUCUUUGAUUCAAUGGUGAAAUUUAAGUUAGUGUCCUGAGAAGUGUAUAGAUGGCAAAGAUUUUAGGUUUCGCCAGCUUUACUAUUUUAUCAUCUAGUAAUGCCAUGGUUUCGGCUGUGAAGGUCCAACCGUGCAGGCUGUCAGAUUUGUUUACAGUAUUUUCGGACCACCUGAGUUCAUCCAUUAUUAAUCAAUUUUUCAUGGCUGGAAAAAAGGAGCUCUACUUGAAUUACUAUUAUUUUAUGAGAAGUUGUUAUAAGGGAUGUGCUAAGAUAUCUGGUCAAUUUCACUGAAUAUGUGAGUCAUAGUAUUUCUUGCAUCAACAGGAAGAGCAUACAAACCUCUUCAUUUGGAGUGAGUCCAAGUUAUGAUAU
Messenger RNA from Lathyrus oleraceus (garden pea), 1873 nucleotides. RefSeq names its product protein WHAT'S THIS FACTOR 1 homolog, chloroplastic. The record is from RefSeq and is a predicted model, not a curated record. Gene Ontology annotation, molecular function: RNA binding. The transcript is spliced from 2 exons. Bases 136 to 1353 code for a protein of 405 amino acids. Lineage: Eukaryota; Viridiplantae; Streptophyta; Magnoliopsida; Fabales; Fabaceae.